Molecule: messenger RNA, 1361 nt
Organism: Agrilus planipennis (emerald ash borer)
Lineage: Eukaryota; Metazoa; Arthropoda; Insecta; Coleoptera; Buprestidae
Product: delta(3,5)-Delta(2,4)-dienoyl-CoA isomerase, mitochondrial
Exons: 7
Coding region: 322-1248 (308 amino acids)
Cellular component (GO): mitochondrion
Molecular function (GO): delta(3,5)-delta(2,4)-dienoyl-CoA isomerase activity
Source: RefSeq, a predicted model, not a curated record
AUUAAAAAAAUAUAACCUAAAUAAGAAUAGUAAAAAUAUGAAAAUUAAAGAUGCAUAAGCUCAAAUAUUUUACUUCUUAAAACUAUAUAAAUCAAUUAUAUACCACAUAAUUGUGAUCAUUGUGGUUUGGUAAAUAUAAAUGAAGAAUGAAUGAAGGCCUAUAACGUCUGCAAGGUGCUGUAAGUUUUUAAAAUAAUAAAUAUCGACAAGUCCAAAGUACACCUAGUACACUUAUGGUGUCCAUACAAAGUGAUACUUGACUACAGUAGGUAUUGAAGAUAUUUUUCACCAAAGUGUCUACUGUUAAUAGUAUUUCAUAAAAUGCUAUUGAAAUUUGGAAGAAAAGAGUUAACUGCAUCAAUUAAUCUCAUCAAAGGUAUUGGUAGAGCAAGUAUGUGUACUACAAAAGCCUCUGAACAUUUGAAGUUUGAGACAUUAGCAGUAACAGUUCCUAAGCCUUUUGUAUUCCAUGUGGAAUUGAAUAGACCAGAUAAAUUAAAUGCCCUAAGCCAUUUAAUGUGGAUUGAAAUUAAAAAGUGUUUUGAGGCACUCAGUUCCGAGGCUGACUGCCGUGUUGUUGUAGUAUCAGCAGCAGGAAGAAUUUUUACAGCAGGUUUAGAUAUAAAAAGUGCGACAAACACGAUGCAGUCAUUUGCAGAAGCAAAUGAUAUUGCCAGAAAAGCAAAGAUUUUAGAAGAAUUAAUUAGAUUAUACCAACAGAGCAUGUCAUCCUUAGAAAUAUGCAAGAAACCUGUAUUAACGGGUAUUCACUCUGCUUGUAUUGGUGCAGGUGUAGACUUAAUUACCUCAGCUGAUAUAAGGUAUUGUACAAACGAUGCUUGGUUUCAAGUGAAAGAGGUUGAUAUAGGAAUGGCAGCAGAUGUGGGAACUCUACAAAGAUUACCUAGAGUAAUAGGAUCAGAAAGUUUAGCAAGAGAAUUGUGUUUUACUGCUCGAAAAUUCUCUGCUGACGAAGCUUUUCGAUGUGGAUUAGUUUCAAAAGUUUUUGAUGAUAAAGAAAGUAUGUUAACGGGACUGUUGAAAACGGCCGAAGAAAUUGCAUCAAAAAGCCCGGUUGCUGUUCAGGGAACGAAGUCGAACAUUAUUUAUUCGCGAGACCAUACAGUGCAGGAAGGCCUUGAAAGAAUGAUUAUCUGGAACCAAUUUAUGAUGCAAAGUGAAGAUUUCGUGACUGCGCUAGUUGGUCAAGCCACAAAGGACGACAACAUAAUGUUCUCUAAGCUUUGAAACUUUAAAUAUUUAUGACGCUGGCUGACUGGCAAGGGAAUAGGUAUUUUUAAUUUAUGUUUUUAUUUGUAUUUUUUGUGUAUUACAAAUAUAUAAGUAAACAUUUCUGCGUU